AUUUUUGGUUCCCCAAUUUCUAUUGCCACCAUCUUUAUUCCACAAUAAACCAAAAAGGAAAGAUAAAUAAAAGGAAGAAAAGAAGAGAGAGAAAAUGGCAGAGAAGGAAGAAGUACAGAAAAAGCAAAAUACUUGCUAAAAAAACAAAAUAUCCAGUUUCUGCUAUAUUCUAGAUGGACCACCUUCUUCUCCUUGCUGCCACUUUCCUUCUGCUCAACUUCUCUCUCUUCUCAGAGGUAGAAACGACGACGUUCAAGAUAGUUAACAAGUGCCGGCGCACGAUAUGGCCUGGUAUACUAACAGGCGCCGACAGACCGCUCCUCAACCCGACCGGUUUCGUUCUCGAGCCCGGAAAAUCCAGAACUCUCCGGGUACCCAAUUCCUGGUCGGGUCGGGUCUGGGCUCGAACGCACUGCUCCACAGACCCUUCCACCGGUAAAUUCCUCUGCCUCACAGCUGAUUGCGGCUCCGGGAAGCUGGAAUGCGCCGGCGCCGGUGCGAUCCCCCCCGCGUCACUGGCGGAGUUCACGCUCGACGGCGACCAGGGGCUGGAUUUCUAUGACGUCAGCCUCGUGGAUGGGUACAACCUCCCGAUGCUGAUAGUCGCCAAGGGAGGUACAGGCGGCGCGGGGUGCAGCCCGACGGGGUGCCUGGUGGAUUUGAACGGCGCGUGCCCUAGGGAGCUCAGCGUGGCGCGUGGCCGCGAGGGGAUCGCGUGCAGGAGCGCGUGCGAGGCGUUUAGGGAUCCCAUGUACUGCUGCAGCGACGCGUACAGUACGCCGGACACGUGUCGGCCUUCUCCUUACUCGCUGUUCUUCAAGAACGCGUGCCCGCGUUCGUACAGCUAUGCUUACGAUGACCGGACUAGUACUUUCACCUGUGCCGGCGCCGAUUAUUUUAUCAUCUUCUGCCCUCUGCCUUACACCAGCCAGAAAGUUCUUGGAUUACUUAAGGACACAGCAGAAUUGCCUCUGGUCAACAAAACUAUGAUGCACAUGGGAAGGCAUCACACCAGAUUGUCGUCUCCAGGCUGAUCACAAGUUUUAGUACAACUGAAGAUUGAGAGCAUUAAUUUUGUAGUGGGCCCCACUAUCAGGUGUUGUGACUCGAACGAGAGGGAAUGGUACGACGAGCUUCUCUCUAUUGUAGGUUACUCUUUCGAUUUUCAUCUAUUUAUGUGUUCGUUAUUCCACUUGUGUAUACUAGUAGUGAUUCUACCUCUGGUUUCAACCAUGAUUAAAACUAUAAGUAGUACUUAAAUAUAUUGAUCUUAGACCAUGUAGGGAAAUUUUGACAUUGUGGUGAAUUAAGAACAAUCUUGUAUGUUAAGAAAUUGGAAAGAGGCAUGAUGAAUCUGUAAUCUAAGACUCGAAGGCCUCGUUUGGGAAUGUUGAUGAGAUUUUUUUCCGAUUUUAUUGUCUAUGAUGAUGUAAUUUAU
This is a messenger RNA of Erythranthe guttata (spotted monkey flower), 1438 nucleotides long. RefSeq names its product Pathogenesis-related thaumatin superfamily protein. NCBI's taxonomy places the organism in Eukaryota, Viridiplantae, Streptophyta, Magnoliopsida, Lamiales, Phrymaceae. The record is from RefSeq and is a predicted model, not a curated record.